UCAAAAGAACUGUUGCUAUCACCUCUCCAGUCCGAUGACAACUGCGCUGAGGUUCCUCAACUAUGCAGCAGCGGCAGUAGCAGCAGGAGCAAGAGCAGGAGCAGCAGUGGAGAUGUGGUGCUGUGCUCCGGGCUGGAGGACUGAGCGCUCACACAUUCCUCUCAAUCCCCCGCAGUAUGAAUGCGUGUGUGUACAUGGAGGGAGCGUGCAGAAUGUUCAGUGGCCUGUUCUGAUUGGACCGCCUGAUGCCAGGCCACCCCAUGCCCGCCUGUAACCCAGAAGACGACCUCUCACCCCCUCAAGCUCCGCCUCUGUCGGCCAACCACCAUUAGUCUUGAUGAGGAACCCUGCCACCGGUGAUGUGAUGAACAAGUUUGAGGUGCUUGGGAUCGUCGGGGAAGGAGCAUAUGGAGUCGUGCUCAAAUGCAGACACAAGGAAACUAAUGAAAUCGUGGCUAUUAAGAAGUUCAAGGACAGUGAAGAGAACGAGGAUGUGAAGGAGACGACGCUGCGGGAGCUGAAGAUGCUCCGCACACUCAAGCAGGAAAACAUUGUGGAGUUGAAGGAGGCGUUCCGGCGCCGGGGGAAACUCUACCUGGUGUUUGAGUAUGUGGAGAAGAACAUGCUGGAGUUGCUGGAAGAGCUGCCUAACGGAGUGCCGCCUGACAAAGUGAGGAACUACAUCUACCAGCUAAUCAAAGCCAUCCACUGGUGCCAUACGAACGACAUAGUACACAGGGACAUUAAGCCAGAAAACCUCCUAAUCAGCUCAGAGGACGUGCUCAAGCUGUGUGAUUUUGGUUUCGCACGUGACCUCUCGGAAGGAACAGACGCCAAUUACACAGAGUAUGUGGCCACCAGGUGGUACCGCUCACCUGAACUACUGCUGGGAGCUCCGUAUGGGAAGGCGGUGGACAUGUGGUCUGUGGGGUGCAUUCUGGGUGAGUUGAGUGACGGACAGCCCUUGUUUCCAGGCGAGAGCGAGAUAGAUCAACUCUUCACCAUACAGAAGGUUCUGGGACCCCUGCCUCCAGAGCAGAUGAAGCUUUUCUACAACAACCCCCGCUUCCACGGUCUACGGUUCCCUACAGUGAGCCACCCGCAGACUCUGGAGAGGAGAUACCUUGGCAUCAUCAACGGCCCCAUGCUGGACCUAAUGAAGAAUCUGCUGCUUUUGAACCCGAAUGAGCGUUUCCUGACGGAGCAGAGUCUGAACCACCACGUAUUCCAGAGCCAGCGGCAGACCGAGCGACCUGGCCCCCCAACCCCUACACCUAUCCGCUCCUCCAAGAGAAAACCCCACCACGACAACACCGCCCUCAGCAGGAGUCAUGGUAGUAAGAGCUCGGGACAUCACCGUUCCAACAGCCGGGACUGUUCUAGCCUACCGCGUCAUAAUCAGGCCGAGCUGCACCCCCAGAGUGCUGAAGCGUUCCUGAACGGUGCCGUUUCUGCGUCCAGCAGCCUGAGCCCCACACUGCAUGCCAAAUCUUUCCAUUCCCCCCAACCACUUAACCGCUCGGCGUCCUGCGGCAAAGACCUGGCCUCGCUCAGCCCCAAGAAGGCGCGAGCCAAAGCCUCCGACCUGGAAUUUGACUUGCCCAAGGCAUCUGAUGGCCCUGGCGCCAAAUACCUCAAAUCCAAUGCCUCACGUUCCCACAACCGCCACUCGUUUGUGGAGGGCAAGAAUAAUACACUGCAGGGAGAGCGGGAGAAACAUGUACGCCACGGCGAGCCAAUGCCGCUGAAUUCAAGCACUAAAAGCUCUUCGUCUUUUAUGAGUCUGUCUAAGAGCCAUGGCGCGCUGACAGACGCCAAGUCCAUCAGUAACUUGAGCGAUCCACGGCUUCUCCAAGACGAUGCACCGGUUCCCUCGCGAUACUUCCCUUCUAGCUGCCUGGAUCUGAAUGCCAACCUGAACCUGGCCGCGCCCGGCAGCCCCGCCUUGCGUCACAGCCCCGGAGGGCGUGCCAAGUCCGAGCGUCAGGUCGGCAUGGUGGACUCAUCGCUCCGCCGCUCAUCAACACGCCACAAGGGCCAGCAACAGGACGAGGCCAAAGCCACAGAAACCCUGGAUCCUGGAGGAGGAGCCCGUGACUUCCCCUAUGGCCUGGGCUACACCAGCCCUUUCUCGUCACAACAGCGCCCCCACAGGCACUCCAUGUACGUGCGACGGGAGCGCAGUCGACCGCACGGAGCCGAUGUAGGCCUGGCACUGGGGCAGAGUGCUCCCGCUCGUGCCAGCAGCCUCCAGAUGCUCUCGCCACAGCUGCAGCACCGCACACUACCGAGGCACGUGGGCAGCUCCAGCAGCCGUGAUGAUGCUCCUGACGACCUCAGGGCAGCCAUCUAUCACGAGCAGCAUCCAGAGGACGGAGGAUCGUCCAAGGAGAACCGCAUGGUCUACAGUGACUCAAUGCCACGUCGAGUCGGCAGCUUCUACAGAGUGCCAUCUCCUAGACCGGAUAACACUUUCCAUGAGGGCAGCGGGCAGAAUAUGAGCUCAGGGGUGAACAUGGAGAGCAGCAGCCACACCAAACGCCAACCCACUUACGACCCCUGGACGGGGCCUGAGCCGCUGGAUUUGGGCCCUCCAGAGCCAGCCAAAGAGAAGGAGAAGCAAGGCUUUUUCCGAGCAAUAAAGAAGAAGAAGAAGAAAUCUCAAGCGGUGGAUGCUGGAGAAGCCAGAGGUCCUGUGAUCAAGAAAUCUCUUUUUCCACUGUAUAACUCAAAGCUUAGCUUUAAACAUAACUCCUCAGAGAGAGUACUCCCUCUAGUGGCCACGCCCAUGGUACAAAUGACCAUUAAUAUACUGAAUAAUAACACAUCUAACCUAACCACUAACCUUGUGCCAAUCGCAUUGCAUGCUAUUAACAUUAUUAAUCCACGUUUGUUCGGGAAUGAUGACGAGUACUGGCGAGGUAUUUGUGACUCUGUGGUUCACUUGAUCCAUGAGGUUUCUGUCUUAUGGGAGAAAUUGGUAUCCCAGAUACUAAAAAUGUUCACACAGACAUUGUGAUUGAAUUUUAAUACAAUAAAACUAGUUGUUAUGUGUGAAGAGCAUUUAAAUGUGUUAUAGAUUAGAAUGUGAAAGAAGUGAGGCAAAUCCUUUCUAUGAAGGCUGGAUAAUGACCGAUGAAUGCAUUGGGCAUGUUAGAAUUAUUUAUGAAAAGCAUUACAGUUUAUAGCCAUGUUUGUAAUGCAUGUAUAAAUUCCUAACAAUGCAUUAUAAGUGGUGUUUAUAACACUUAUAAUCCUAAUAGUUUGCUGUUAUUAUUAUUAUUAUUAUUAUUAUUAUUAUUAUUAUUAUUAUAAUUAUUAACUAAGUAUCAUAAUCUAAGUAGUAUUUGUAUUCUGACAAAUAUUUUAAACACACACACACACAAAAUAUUAAAUAGACAACAUUUCCAAUAUUUUAUUUCCUCACAAUUUAAUCAAGCCCAAAACUACACUGCAGUUAUCUACAAAGCAAUUUCGAAAUGUUUUAUAGUGUGUUGUAAAGUCGUCGAAUCGUUUUAUUUAUUUUUUGAUAGUCUGUCUGGUGUAAUUUAAUUUAUUAAAGAAAAUAAAACCAAGACAAGUCUCAUAAUGUAGUAUAAAAAAGAUCAUUGGUGAUAUAAUGUGAUGUAACAUGCUGUAAAACACUUGGGGGAUGCUGGACUAGGAAAAUAAUCAAUGACAGGGUGGUGCGAUGGAGCACAACGUGAAGCGGAGUAACUGUACCCCGAAGGUGACUAUUUUUCAAAUACAGCACGUGUCGACAUUAUUUUUUUUCCUCGUAUACGUUUUUUGAUUUACUAAAGAAUGACACCAACUCAAAACGUUUAACUGUUUACAUUUAAUGUUCUGGUACAGUACGUGAAAGUUAGUUCCUGUUAUCGCUUCGGUUAUACCAGAUUCUUACUGUUACA
Ictalurus furcatus (blue catfish) is the source of this 3911-nucleotide messenger RNA. Its product is annotated as cyclin-dependent kinase-like 5. The transcript has 16 exons. Bases 338 to 3019 code for a protein of 893 amino acids. Gene Ontology annotation, molecular function: ATP binding; MAP kinase activity. NCBI's taxonomy places the organism in Eukaryota, Metazoa, Chordata, Actinopteri, Siluriformes, Ictaluridae. Gene Ontology annotation, biological process: protein phosphorylation; positive regulation of axon extension; regulation of dendrite development. Gene Ontology annotation, cellular component: nucleus; dendrite cytoplasm. The record is from RefSeq and is a predicted model, not a curated record.